Molecule: messenger RNA, 4134 nt
Organism: Homo sapiens (human)
Lineage: Eukaryota; Metazoa; Chordata; Mammalia; Primates; Hominidae
Gene: DUSP18
Product: dual specificity phosphatase 18
Exons: 5
Coding region: 791-1357 (188 amino acids)
Biological process (GO): negative regulation of bone resorption
Cellular component (GO): nucleus; mitochondrial inner membrane; cytoplasm
Molecular function (GO): protein tyrosine phosphatase activity; MAP kinase tyrosine/serine/threonine phosphatase activity; protein serine/threonine phosphatase activity
Source: RefSeq, a predicted model, not a curated record
AGAGCCCGGGCGGCUACGGAAGCGGUGAGACUGUCUCUCGGCUGCAGCCCUGGUGCGACCCGGCCCGUUGCCGUAGAGAUGGGCAGGGCUGGAUGGAGUGGGGUGCGGUGAGCUGAGCUGACCCUGCUUCGCCACGGGGACUGCAGUGACCCCGGCUUGCCGGCAGGGCGGGUAACAGGUUGAGCCAGGGUGGGGCUGCUCAGGGGCGUGGAGCCGAGGCCAGGAUUUCUCUGAAGACCCGGCACAGGCUAUUCCUUUCUGCGACGAGCCCAUUGCUAUGGAAACCAAAGCGUUAGGCCAGCGGGGAUUGAGGCUGCGGGAUCAUGACGGGUCUCUCUCCCGAAGAACCUUGCCUAAGGCUUCCCCAAGCGGCUACUUCCUGAGCGAACCCGCCCACCCGCCUGAAGGAGAGAGAGCCCUGCAUUUUAACUUCCCUAUCAGAAGCGAGAAAAAUAGUUAUCAUUUUGAGAGGGCUUACUCUAUGCCAAGCCCUGAGAAAACUCUUUACGUGGAUUAUCUCGUUUAAUUUCACAACAUCCUUUUAAGCUUUGUUUAAGACUGAGAAAGUGAGGGUCCGAGAGUCUAAUGAAUGCUCUGGGCACCCAGGCCGCACCUGAGGAGCACCGACGACUGCACGGUCUGCGGCGCGGGAAGCAGAUCUGCGGCUGAACCUCUACCCCAAUUACUUAGCGGCGACUGAGCCUAUCGAGCAGUUUUCCAUGGACACAGCCUAGCAGAAAGACGCAGCCUUCGUGCUUCGCUGACUGCUGACCACUGACCCACCGCCUUGAUGACAGCACCCUCGUGUGCCUUCCCAGUUCAGUUCCGGCAGCCCUCAGUCAGCGGCCUCUCGCAGAUAACCAAAAGCCUGUAUAUCAGCAAUGGUGUGGCCGCCAACAACAAGCUCAUGCUGUCUAGCAACCAGAUCACCAUGGUCAUCAAUGUCUCAGUGGAGGUAGUGAACACCUUGUAUGAGGAUAUCCAGUACAUGCAGGUACCUGUGGCUGACUCCCCUAACUCACGUCUCUGUGACUUCUUUGACCCUAUUGCUGACCAUAUCCACAGCGUGGAGAUGAAGCAGGGCCGUACUUUGCUGCACUGUGCUGCUGGUGUGAGCCGCUCAGCUGCCCUGUGCCUCGCCUACCUCAUGAAGUACCACGCCAUGUCCCUGCUGGACGCCCACACGUGGACCAAGUCAUGCCGGCCCAUCAUCCGACCCAACAGCGGCUUUUGGGAGCAGCUCAUCCACUAUGAGUUCCAAUUGUUUGGCAAGAACACUGUGCACAUGGUCAGUUCCCCAGUGGGAAUGAUCCCUGACAUCUAUGAGAAGGAAGUCCGUUUGAUGAUUCCACUGUGAGCCAUCCCACGAGCCCCUGCAUUGGAGUCAGAGAUUAAACUAAUUGUGAGAUGGUGAAGAUAAAUUUUCUGCCCUGUGAGUGACACUGGCCAGGGGAUAGGUUGAGGCAGAUGGUGCCCAGAAGAAAGAGGGCAGCACCCAUUGCACAUGGCAGGCCUGGAAUCCUGCAGCCCUCCCCAAAAACAGAUUGACCCAGGAAUGAAUCUGCUACAAUUCCACCUCAUUCUUUCACACCCAGAGCCAGAGCCUUAAGCAUCAUGGUACCUCUUGCGCUUCUUACAGUGAGUGCCAAUCUACUAGAUAAAUGGCCUUCAGGCAGUGCUCCAGGAAUCCUGGGGGGUCCCAGGCCACCUCUGCUUCCACCUUCACUAUAAGUGGCCCAGUUCUGGUUUUCUAGAUUGUACUUAUGCAUAAGAUAGUUUUUAAAGAAAGCAUUCCACUGUGUAAAUUUUUUUUUGUCUUUUUUUGAAACUGUCCUGCUCUGUCACCCAUCCUAGAGUGCAGUAGUGUGAUCAUGGCUCACUGUAGCCACAACCUCUCAGGCUCAAGUGAUCCUCUUACCUUAGCCUCCUGCGUGGCUGGGACUACAGAUGUUUGCCACCAUGCCCGCCUCAUUUUUUUUCUUUUUUUAUAGAGAUGAGAUUUUACUAUGUCGCCCAGACUGGUCUCAAACUCCUGGCCUCAAGCAAUCCUCACGCCUCAGCCUCCCAAAGUGUUGAUGAGCCACUGUACCCCGAUACCACUGUAUAAAAAAUUUAAAAAAAAUUGUGAGUGCUAUUGUACAUGGCAAAGUUUCAAAGAGCUCUUGGCCAUCCCUCACCAAACUUUGGCAAAAGAUGGUGUUAGUCCCCUUCUCCAGGGCACAUGAGAAAAACAGGCCUAACAUCAGGUCUCAGCGGUUCCUCUCACAGGCCUUGGCUUGGAAGGCUGGAGCUUCGGACCAAGGCCCAGCCCUGUCACCUCCUCUUCAUGUGAUGUGGACCCCUGGGAGCAUCAGUGUCCUCAUCUGUCCAAUGACAGCCCUUUUCUCACAGAGUUAUUGUGAAGAUUCAACAAUUUCUUGGCAUAGUGCCUGGCACAUGGUGUGUGCUUAGCGCAAAUGGCAGCUCUCAUCAUGAAUGAUAGACUCUUUCACCCUGCUGGUCCCAGGUCGGCACACACAUCCCCAUAAUGGCAUUUCUCCUUUCUGUGCACAGCACUUUAUUGUUACAAAGUACUCUUCCAAAAAGUUACCCUGUGUGUAAAAAAAAAAAAAAAAAAAAAUGGUUUAAGUCCUUUCAGACCCUACCUCACAGGAGGCCUAGACUUAGAGCCUUUUGAGAGCUUCCGUCUUGUUUAAUCUAGGUGCAAUCUAGAGGUCCUGAAACAAGGAGCACAGUUCCAGCUUCCCCCAAUCACUUCUAAACAGUGACUGCAGCCUUGUUUAGAAUCACUAUGAAAACCUGCACCCCGGCUGACUACUGGGAUCCAUAAGGGGGCCGUGUCAAAGGGACUAACUAGUGGACUCCAUCAGUAGGCCCUGGAAUUCAGGAUUGUUCACAUCCUCUUGGUGCCAAGGACCUGGCUGAAGACCAGCUCUUCUGAUCCAGAGGUUUUCAGCAAACAGCAUUUGAAACAAAAGCACAGCUGCUCUGUUUGACACCAAACUGUGGCUCCAGAUUCCAGUAGAAGCCAAAUGCUUUUUCUUUUAACAGCUGGGUGCCUGUAAUCCCAGUUACUUGGGAGGCUGAGGCAGGAGAAUUGCUUGAACCCAGGAGGCGGAGGUUGCAGUGAGCCGAGCUUGCACCAUUGCACUCCAGCCUGGGCAACAAGAGUGAGACUCCAUCUCAAAAAGAAAAAAAAAAAAAAAGAAAAAGAAAAGAAAAAAAGAAAUGCUUGGGACCAGAAAUAUUUUGGAUUAUUUUCAGGUUAAUAUUUGCUUUACCUGAAGCAAAUAUUACUUGAGCAUCCCAACUCUAAAAUCCAGAAUGCUUAAAUGAGUAUUUCCUUUGAUAGUCAUUUCAGCUCUCAAAAAGUUUUAGAUUUUGAGCAUUUCACAUUUUUGGAUUUGAGAUCCAUGAAUGGGUCUCAAACUAUAUUUCACUUGGCGGGGGGGUGGCUAUUGUAGAUUUUUUUUCCAAUUGCUCAUUAUUAGUAUAUAGAAAUACAAUUGAGGCCGGGCGUGGUGGCUCAUGCCUGUAAUCCCAACACUUUGGGAGGCCGAGGUGGCCAGAUCACUUGAGGUCAAGUGUUCGAGACCAGCCUGGCCAACAUGGCAAAAGCCUUGUCUCUGCUAAAAAUACGAAAGCAGGGCGUAGUGGCAAGUGCCUGUAAUCCCAGCUACUGAGAUUAGAGAAUGAAACAGGAGAAUUACUUGAACCCGGGAGGCAGAGGUUGCAGUGAGCCAAGAUCAGGACAUUGCACUCCAGCCUGGGCAACAGAGCAAGACUCCAUCUCAAAAAAAAAAAAAAAAUUGUUCUAUGCCUUCUGGCCUCCAUGGUUUUUUCUCAGAAAUCCAGAGGCAUUCUAACUAUUGUUUCCCAACAGGUAAUGCUUUAUUUUUCCCCAGCUGCUUUUUAAGAUUUUCUCCUUGUCUUUGGUUCUCAUCAGUUUAAUUAUGAUGUAUAUGGACAUGGAUUUCUUUCGGUUAUCCUUAUCAGAGUUCACAGAGCCACUUGAUUGUGUUUCAGAUAUCUGGGAAGUUCUCAGCUAUGAUUUCUUCAAGUAUUGUUUUCUGUACCAUACUGUCCUGUACUUCUGUGUCAUUGAUAACAUGAAUGUUAGAGCUUUUGACAUUG